UUCGGAACAGAAGCAGCAUCAUGUCUCUGUACAGAAACUCCGCCUGGUUCCUGAAGGGUCUCACUGAGUUCACCAGGAGUGGCUUCCUGGCGGCCUCUAAGCGAUUUCUGGAGAAGGAUCUGGAAGUGUCCAUGGCAGGACGCUCCUUCAUGAUCACUGGAGCCAACAGUGGGAUUGGGAAAGCCACUGCCAUGGCCAUCGCUAAGAGAGGCGGAACCAUCCACAUGAUCUGCAGAAACAGGGACAAAGCCGAGGAGGCGAGAGCAGAAAUCGUCAAGGAGUCUGGAAACAAAGAGAUCUACCUUCACAUCCUGGACAUGUCUGAGACCAGGAAGGUGUGGGAGUUUGCCGAAGGCUUCAAGAAGAAGUUCAAGGCUCUUAAUGUCCUUAUCAACAACGCCGGCGCCAUCAUGAGCGAGAGGGACGUGAACGCUGAAGGGCUGGAGAAAAGCUUCGCCACCAAUGUCCUGGGAGUUUACAUUCUCACCAAGAGCUUGAUCCCCCUGCUGGAGAAGAGCGCCGACCCCAGAGUGAUCACAGUCUCAUCUGGGGGGAUGUUGGUGCAGAAGCUGCGGCCGGGAAACCUGCAGUCUGAGAGGGGUCACUAUGACGGCACCAUGGUUUACGCCCAGCACAAGAGGCAGCAGGUGGUGAUGACGGAGCAGCUGGCUAAGAGUCACACCAACAUCCACUUCUCCGUCAUGCAUCCCGGCUGGGUGGACACUCCAGCGGUGGCCAACGCUAUGCCUGACUUCCACCGCUCCAUGAAGCAGAGCCUGCGGACCCCGGAGCAGGGGGCCGACACCGUGGUGUGGCUGGCCAUCUCAGACGCCGCCGUCAAGAACCCCAGCGGACGCUUCUAUCAGGAUCGAAGGAUGGUGUCCACCCACCUCCCACUGGCCUGGACCCACAGCUCCCCACUGGAGGAGCAGAAGUUAAUGUCCCUGCUGGACGACCUGGCCAAGAUGUUCCAGCCCAACUGAGAACACUUGCUGCACCUGUUUCUACUCCUGCAGCACCUCCACUCCUGGAUAAUGGCGUGUGUCUAACCUCCAGAUUUGACUCAUGUACAUAACUUUUUUUUUUAUUUACAUACAUUUGCUCACUUACUGUGUUACAUCCGUUAGACCGAAGCUGCCGCAGUCAGACGUGUGACAGAGCAAGAGGUCGAUCAGAUGGGAAUCUGAUGCGACCGUCACACCGUCGUUGUCGUCUAACCGCUACUUAACAAUGAUGUUUUAACCAAGAUUAGAAGCAGCGUCACCAGAGCUGAGCAGUAACACUCAGUAACACCUGCACUGGCUUCAUUUAAGAAUGGAUAAUGUGUGUCUGAAUAAAGAAAAACAAAGCAAAACUGCUUUUUUC
Molecule: messenger RNA, 1365 nt
Organism: Synchiropus splendidus (mandarinfish)
Lineage: Eukaryota; Metazoa; Chordata; Actinopteri; Syngnathiformes; Callionymidae
Gene: dhrs12la
Product: dehydrogenase/reductase 12-like a
Exons: 10
Coding region: 21-983 (320 amino acids)
Source: RefSeq, a predicted model, not a curated record